AUGAUCACUUUGAUCGUCAUCUGCCUCGUGGUGGCCACUUUCUAUUGGUGGCUUCGGUGCAAGUUCAACUACUGGAAGCGCCAUGAUUUCGACCAACUGGAACCAACCAUCCCUGUUGGCAACUUCGGCCCCUUUUUCCGGCAACGGUUGAGCAUCAACGAAAACUACCUGCAGAUGUACGAACGCAGCCGGCACUUGCCCCUGGUUGGGAUCUACAUUUCUCUGCGUCCAGCGCUGCUGGUGAACGAUCCAGAGCUGGUGCGGAACGUGCUGGUUCGUGACUUUGAAUACUUCCACAAUCGUGGGUUUUGCCUCAACGUGGACAAAGAUCCGCUGAGUGAGCAUUUGUUUGCGCUGCAAGGAGAUGACUGGAGGUAUCACCGAUCUCGGCUUAAUCCGGCGUUUGGGACUAAUAGGCUGCGAGAAAUGGUGCCAAAUAUGGUGAAGAUCAGUCAGGUGCUACAGGAGCAUGUUGGAAAGUUUGCUGAAUCUGGAGCGCAAGUGGAUGUUCGAGAGAUCAUGUCAAGGUAUUACAUCGAUUUGAUCGCGUCCGUUGGGUUCGGAGUGGAGAUUGACAGUAUCAACAACAGUUCGCAUGAGUUCCGCCAGAUGUCCAUCAAAGUUUUGGAACCCACGUGGAAGAACGUACUGCGACUCGGGAGUACCAUCUUUAUGCCUAAAGUCAAGGAUUGGCUAGGGUUCAAAAUGAUUGCUCAGGAAGUUGAGGAUUUCAUGUUGAACCUGGUCAACUCCAUAGCGCAAGAACGGGAAAAGAGUGGUACAAUCCGGAAAGACAUCAUGCAACUGCUGCUACAGCUUCGUAACACCGGAAGCGUUUCCACGAACGAGGACCGGUGGGACGUAGGAAUGUCCACAAGUGCCAAAAUGCUCUCUUUUGAGCAGAUCACAGCACAUGCUUUGGUAUUCUUUGUUGCCGGGUAUGAAACAUCAGCGUCCACCAUCACAUUCUGCCUGUACGAGUUGUGUAGAAAUCCAGCCAUUCAGCGAAAAGUUCAGCAAGAAAUCGACGCUGUAAUCGACGAUCAUUGCGAAUCCAUCACCUACGAUCACCUCACCAGAUUGAAGUACCUCGAGAGUUGCAUCGACGAAACGCUUCGCAAGUAUCCGGUUAUUGCGUUUCUAAACCGUGAAUGCACCAAGGAUUACCGGGUCCCAGGGACGAACAAAACCAUCCCGAAAGGAACACCAAUCGUCAUUUCUACACUCGGACUGCAACGUGAUCCCAAUCUCUACCCCGACCCAAAUCGGUUUAACCCAGGACGAUUCAGCGAUCUGAAGAGUAAAAUCGCCGACAGGCCCAUCGGCAAAUACCUUCCCUGCCUCUCGUUCGGAGCAGGCCCGCACAUCUGCAUUGGGCAGCGGUUGGGCAAGCUGCAGAUUCUGCUGGGACUGAUCGCUGUGCUGUCAAAGUUUGAUGUCCAGCUUGCCGAAGCAAGUGACGGAGAGCUGAAGUUUAAUAAGCGGUCUAUUAUAACCUGUUCGGAGAAGCCGAUCUGUAUGAUCUUUACUGAGAGAAGGUCAUUUUAGUU
Messenger RNA from Culex pipiens pallens (northern house mosquito), 1550 nucleotides. Its product is annotated as probable cytochrome P450 6d5. Lineage: Eukaryota; Metazoa; Arthropoda; Insecta; Diptera; Culicidae. The coding region runs from base 1 to 1548 and encodes 515 amino acids. The record is from RefSeq and is a predicted model, not a curated record. Gene Ontology annotation, molecular function: iron ion binding; monooxygenase activity; heme binding. The transcript has 2 exons.